AUGGACAUGAAUAAUAAUAAUAGCAGCAGCAGCAGCAAUAAUAAUUUAAUGCAGAGCAUGGUGGAGAUAAGGGACAACAAAAAUGGGGUACAAAGCGAGGGCUCUGAAAGAAAGGAUGAAGAGAAGCUGCGUGAAGCACUACGACUAUAUAUGAAGCCUCCUCUUCACCUUUCCCACCGUCAAGGAUUAGCUGCGUCGUUUAUGCUUCCCAAGAACUACGUCAACGUUCACCAACGCAAGAGUAGGCUGUGGUUUCAACACUGCGACACGGUGUCCGAGCUUAAAAUCUGGGACACGUCCGAUUUCUGGUGCAUGGAGUCCGUGAAGGCGCACGAAAACGCCAUCAAUGUCGUUGUUCAGGGAACGGAACGGUGUACACGACUUUCAGCUAAUGGGGGUAGUAUGGUGUGGAAGAGGGAAGGGAAGGCGAAAAAAUGCAGAUUUGUGAACAGCCUAGAGAGGAAAAAAUCAACGGUGAAUGCACUUGCGUUGAACGGCGACGGGAUGAUGUUGUUCGUCGAAGGUUGUGAUAGCAGGUCUCUUCUUUUUUAA
This is a messenger RNA of Prosopis cineraria, 552 nucleotides long. RefSeq names its product protein JINGUBANG-like. Gene Ontology annotation, molecular function: protein binding. The transcript has 2 exons. The record is from RefSeq and is a predicted model, not a curated record. Lineage: Eukaryota; Viridiplantae; Streptophyta; Magnoliopsida; Fabales; Fabaceae. The coding region runs from base 1 to 552 and encodes 183 amino acids.